Molecule: messenger RNA, 1014 nt
Organism: Cryptomeria japonica (Japanese cedar)
Lineage: Eukaryota; Viridiplantae; Streptophyta; Pinopsida; Cupressales; Cupressaceae
Exons: 5
Coding region: 528-989 (153 amino acids)
Source: RefSeq, a predicted model, not a curated record
UCUGUAUUGUUUUCACAGUGUUAGUAAUGGGAAAGUUCUCUUUUCCUUCAUGGUGCUUCUCCUGCACUUGCUUCUAAUCCUCUUCACUUCCUCAGGAAGAAACCAUUGCUGGACCUUCUACCCUUACACCAUCUUCUCCACAAUCAGCAAAUCCCGGACCUUCUACUACAUUAUCUUCUCAACCUUCUCAACAACCAGCCAACGCUGAACCUUCUACUACCACUCCAAAGGAUUUGGAGACAUUUCUACAUAAAUUCAAUGAUGUAAGCCAGCUUCACGAUCUGAUAAAGUUCGUCGAACAUCUAUUGAAGAUCGCGUCGGGAGAGAAGAAGGAAGAAGGAUCUAGUUCCGAAGUAAAUUCUUAUAUCCAGGAUGGCCAAACACUACUGGAGUUUGUAGAUAAACACAUUGGCAAACUUCCUCAAGAGAAGGAUUCCAUAGAUGGCUUAGGUGCAGAGACGCAGAAAAUUCUCACAGAUUUGCUCAAAGGCGCUGGGAAAAUUCACUGGGUGGGGGCAGCACUUUCUAUGGUAGGAUUUGCAUUGGCCAGAUAUAAUGAGAUGUCUAACAACCAAAGAGAGUGCCUUGAAAUUUUGAAAGCUAUGGUUAAUCUUGGGAAGCAAAUAGUGGAGUUGAAUGAGCAAAUGCCAUAUCAGAAGCAGCAUUUAAAUGAGGCAGUGGAGUGCAUCGUUGUAGGAUGCAGCAUGUGCACGUCGCAACUUACAGCCGUCAAAAUUUUCAGAUUGUUUCCACGUGCCAAAGAGGCUUUUCUCGAUAUCAGAGCUCUAGAAGAGGCGUCAUUCGUCAAGACAGACGAAAAUGCUUAUGUGAUUGUUCAUGACAUAGUCCGAGCAAGAGGGAGAAAGAUGGCAGAGGGAAACAGAAUCACAGAUGAAGAGAAACUCAAAAACUUAAAAGGCAUCUAUUUUGAUGAACCAUCUGAGCAGCCUCCGAUAGAAAUUAAUGAUGCUAUCAUUAUUGCCACUUGAGGCAGUCUUGUUAUGCUUAUAAAAA